This is a messenger RNA of Drosophila hydei, 1213 nucleotides long. RefSeq names its product nuclease C1 (gene Tengl1). Gene Ontology annotation, cellular component: nucleus; mitochondrial inner membrane. Lineage: Eukaryota; Metazoa; Arthropoda; Insecta; Diptera; Drosophilidae. Gene Ontology annotation, biological process: apoptotic DNA fragmentation. Gene Ontology annotation, molecular function: nucleic acid binding; RNA endonuclease activity; metal ion binding. The record is from RefSeq and is a predicted model, not a curated record. The transcript is spliced from 2 exons. Bases 144 to 1085 code for a protein of 313 amino acids.
ACUUUGUUUUACAACUCUCAAUUGAAAUUUCCAUUGGAGAAAUUAUUAAACACGCCUUAAAUUCUAAUCGAAAAAUUUUAGUUUUGUUUUUCGUUUCAGUUUGUAAAUUUCUUAGCUCUGGACUCGCUGGUGGAAAUGUGGACAUGGACAUGCCGUUAAGUAGUAAACUGGCUAUUGUUGCUGCCACAGCCGGCACGUUCUUUGCUUUAGGCGCCUACUACCACCACAAACAUGUGAUCCGUAAUAUUAAGAGAUUGGAACAACGCAAUCCACAUGCGUAUUUUAUACGACGCAAACUCUACGGACUGCUAGAUAUCUUUGAAGUAAAGGCGAUCAAUGAAUGCAGCGAUGUUAAUGUCGAUAACGGCUCGCACAAGAUGGGCUCCAUUAUGAAGUAUGGAUUCCCAAGCAUGAACGAGAUUAGCCUAAAUGAGACUUUCAAUUUUGUCACAUCGUUCGAUCGCCGUAACUCGUCCAUUCAAUGGAUGUGUGAGCGUGUGGACGUCUCUAGCUAUGCAAAUGCAAUUGGACGGGAGUAUCGAGAUCUUUCGGUGAAGCAUCGGUCAAGUACUACGACGCCGCCAGGCAUCUUGUAUCAACAAUCGGAAGCGGCACGUGUUUUCUUCAUGUCGAACAUUAAACCGUUUCAGAAUCGUGGCUUCAAUGCCGCCAUCUGGGAGAGAUUGCUGCACUACGUACACAGCAUGACUGAAAAGUAUGAUAUUGUUUUUGUGUACACCGGAUCCAUCUAUUUGCCACGUGAAAUGAAGAGCAACAAUUGGUAUUUGGAAUUUCAGCCAGAGGACAAUACCGUUGUUGCCAUACCCACACACUUCUUCAAGAUAAUCAUUAUCGAUACAAAGGAAGUCAACAGCAUACCGUAUGCGGAGGCCUAUGUAUUGCCCAAUACAGCGCUCAAUGAUGACACAGAUUUGCGGACACUGCUAUGUGAUGUGCGAGACAUAGAGAACGCGACGGGCUUAAAGUUCUUUGAGGGUCUCGAUCGCAACUUCGUCAAUACCCAAGUUGACGCACCAAUUGCACUAGACAAUUCAUUAAGUCAAUUAAGUGAUAACGCGUCAUAAUAUUAGUUAAAUAACUAUGAGAGUUAGCAGAAGGCGAGUGUCCUAAGUAAUUUGCGGAAACUAUCAAAAUUAUUCAACUGUUGUCUUUCUACCCAGUUUUCCUCACCUAUAUUAUCAAAUUCGUUUAC